Babesia microti strain RI is the source of this 615-nucleotide messenger RNA. RefSeq names its product Adenylate kinase. Gene Ontology annotation, molecular function: UMP kinase activity; ATP binding. Lineage: Eukaryota; Apicomplexa; Aconoidasida; Piroplasmida; Babesiidae. Bases 1 to 615 code for a protein of 204 amino acids. The record is from RefSeq and is a predicted model, not a curated record. The transcript is spliced from 4 exons. Gene Ontology annotation, cellular component: nucleus; cytoplasm. Gene Ontology annotation, biological process: 'de novo' pyrimidine nucleobase biosynthetic process; CDP biosynthetic process; UDP biosynthetic process.
AUGCCUCCCCGUAUUAUAUUCUUUCUCGGCCUUCCUGGAGUUGGAAAAGGAACGCAAUCACAGAAGAUUUGUCGGAAGUACGGGUUUAUCCACAUUUCUGCUGGGGAGUGCCUUAGGGAAGAAGUCAACCGUCCGAAUUCCAUUUACAAGGAAAUAAUCAAUUCAUACAUCUUAAAUGGGGAAAUAGUACCUUGUGAAAUAACGGUAUCUCUUUUGGAAAAUAAGAUGCGAUCGCAUGGCUGGGACAAUACGUUCAUUAUCGACGGAUUCCCUAGGAACAAUGGAAAUAUUGCGGGUUGGAAUGAUAAAAUGUUGGAUAAAACUGAUGUUAUAGGCAUAAUUACGCUAAUUGUUGAUGCUAAUGUUAUUUUUGAAAGGAUAAAGAUCAGACAUGCGUCAUUGGGCCGCACAGAUGACAAUACAGAAACGCUUAAGAAACGAUUUCAAGUCUUCGAAAACGAGACUUCACCAAUUAUAAACUCAUUCCGCACUCUGGGUAGAUGCAUGCAAGUAGAUGGGAACGGAGAUAUUGAACAAGUGUGGGAGAGAGUUAAAGUGGCCGUUGAUACACUAAUCAACAAUUACGAACGGAGCAUUCCUCAACCAAGUACCUGA